CCUAAUAUUAUUAUAUCUUACUGAAAUUAGUAUAAAGUGGUAAAUAUAUGCCAUAGCUGUUUAAUAUAGUAUUAUACUAGGUACUUUCUUUUAAAGUAUAGUGUGACAUGUUUGUUAUUUUUGUUAUUUUAGCUUUCGUUUCGCACUCACAAGGAUAUUAUCAAGCAUGUUGUAUUGCAGGUUUACAUGGUGUCUGUCGACCUGCAAGACUUUGCGACGCUGUUUUUAAAUUAGUGACGAACUCCUACAUAGAGUAUUGCCUAUCGGACGAAACCGAAAUUUAUAUUUGUUGUCCACACGUACUAACAGCAUUCAAUCAAGAUCCUCUAUAUUUUUCCAAGCAGAACAAUGGACAGAAUAUUACACUGCCUAAAAAAAUGGUUUCCUCUGCGGAACCUAAUGAACAUCCAUUACCAAUCGGUGUACAAGGUAACGUAGUUUUGUCAACUUCCACAGAAGAUUAUAUGAGUUCCACCAUGAAGUACGAUAGGCUGAAAAGUCCUCUACUUGAAGAUACGCCCUUGUCUAAGGAACUGGAUGGAGAUCCAAUUAACACAGUUUUUUCAACAUCCACAGAAAAUCUUAUGAAUUCCACCACGCAGAAUGAUGGGCUGAAAAAUCCCGCGCCUUCACCUAUUACUCUGGAUGAGGAUCCAUCAUCAGUUAGUGUAAAAAUGUGUGAGAAAUAUUACCCAAAAUAUGUGGCGUAUGUAUCUUUUGGCAUAUUGUCUCUUCCGAAACAGUUUCCGCAUAUGGCACUUAUAGGUUUUGGACCAGAAGAUGAUAAAAAAUGGUUAUGUGGAGGUUCGGUGAUUAGCUAUAAUUUUGUCUUAACUGCAGCACAUUGUCUUGCAUCUACUGAAUACGGUGCAGCCAAAUGGGUCCAUCUAGGCGAUUUAGAUCUUUCAACUGAAAAAGACGAUGCAGAACCGCAAGAUUUUAAUAUAACCAGAGCAAUUCCACAUCCAAAUUACGUAUCUUCUACAAGAUAUAACGAUAUUGCUCUGAUUCAAUUGGACCGAAAUAUCCGUAUUACCGCAUAUGUAAACAUAGCUUGUUUACAAACUAUUAAAAAUAUAUAUGACUCGAAAGGCAAUAUGACGGCCGCUGGCUGGGGCAAGGAAGAAUUUGCUGGGGAAGCAAGUAAUUUUUUGCUAUAUGUAAAAUUAAACGAAGUAGCUACAGAGGAAUGCAGAAAUUCAUACAGUGAUGUAGGCAAAUCCGUCUUACCAUAUGGAAUUGAUGGCGACACGAUGAUAUGUGCAGGCGGAGAUAUGGGGAGAGACACGUGUGAAGGAGAUUCAGGUGGACCACUUCAAGUCAAAAAUAGCAAGAAGUACAGUUAUGGUACAGGUUAUAGAAUAGUCGGGAUUACAUCGUUUGGUAAAGCGUGCGGUAUCACUAGAAGUCCGUCAGUAUACACGAGAGUUUCUUAUUAUCUAGACUGGAUUGAAAGAAUUGUGUGGUCUGAGGAGUACCAAAAAGCACAUCCUGAAACCACGCCAGAGUAGUGUCAGUUAUUUUUUUAUUGUGAUGAUGAUAUUAUACUUUAUACUGUAUAUUAAUAAAAAAGUAGAUGAA
Diabrotica virgifera virgifera (western corn rootworm) is the source of this 1581-nucleotide messenger RNA. Its product is annotated as serine protease snake-like. Gene Ontology annotation, biological process: proteolysis. The transcript is spliced from 7 exons. The record is from RefSeq and is a predicted model, not a curated record. Gene Ontology annotation, molecular function: serine-type endopeptidase activity. Lineage: Eukaryota; Metazoa; Arthropoda; Insecta; Coleoptera; Chrysomelidae. The coding region runs from base 108 to 1511 and encodes 467 amino acids.